AUCAAUUUGAUAUAAAUAUGAGGCAAAACAAAAUACCUAAUACAUAUCAGAAAGAUAAAGUCUUUCAAUCUUAAAAGGGGAUCUUUUUAAUAUCACUAAAACUAACUUAAAACUAAUAGUAUUAUUUUAUUGUAUACGAAUUAUCUACAUUCAAUAUUUUAUAAUUGGCAUUACAAGAAUAAAAGAAGAAUACAAAAGAAAAUCCAUUGUGAAAAAUGGAGAUAGCCAACUCAGCAAACCCAUUGGGAACACUUCAGAUGGUCUCCAUCUUGAGUUGCGUGAGAUCAUUGACUGAUGUUCUCUACGCUGAAAAUUUUCUCAACACUGGUGAUCAAUAUAAACCAACACAAAUAGUAAAUGGCUUGUUUCACUAUAUUUUGGACAAAAAUAAUUUUGACAUCAACCAAAGAAAACAACAUUUAUUUGAAAGAAUUGGAAAUAAUUGUAAUCUAACUGAAACCAAAGAUCUCAAUAUCAUUAACAAAAAGCUAAAACAAAUUGUUGAAUAUCUCAUCUUUAAUGAAUACAAAAGCAUUGAUGAAUUUAUGAAAAAUAUAUUGGCAUUAAAUUCUUCCAGUGAAUUAUCACAGCUUUUUAAAGAAACGCUACAAGAUGAAUUAUUUUUGCAAAAUACAGAAGUAAAAUCAAAAACCGAAGGAAAAAUUCGUUCAAAACGUUCGCCAUUGAGACGAAUAUUAAUACCUGUAGCAAAAAAAUUACCAGAUGCUGCCAAUAUAUUUUUAAAGAAUGCAAAACUCUUAGGUAAGCCUGUUCGACAAGAAUUAGUAACAAAAUUUGAUUUCGAAGAAGUAGAACGAAAUAAAUUACAAGACAUAACCAGUAAAUUUCAAAGUAAACCAAUCGAUGUAAAUAAUCCCAUCAAAAUCAUAGACGCCGAUAUUUUUAAUCAAAUGAAAUAUUUAGAAGUAAUAGACAAAUCAGAUUUAUCAAUCAAUGAAGCAGUAAAAAGAAUUGAUUUUCUAUAUCCAAUCAAAGAAAAUCAGGAUAUUCGAAAAGAAUUAAAUGUUGAGGAUGUAUUGAAUGAUUUUAAAAAGAAAAAAGCUUACAAGGACAUGAAAUUAGAAGAUUACUAUGCUAUAAGAUGGUAUGGCGUUCAAGGUCACAGGAAAAUGGGUGGAAAUUCAGAUCAGGCACGACGAAUGGAAAAUGCAAUAUUAAGAUUGUCCAUUAGACAAUUUUUUACACCUGAAGAAGAAUAUUCUCAAAAUUUAUAUAGAGGUGAAUUAAGAAAUACAAAAGACGUUGAAAAAGAACUUUCUGCAAAUGAAUUUCAAUUCACUAGAUUUACAUCGGCAUCGACUGAUAAAAAUAUGGCUAUCUCAUAUUCUGGAGGUAAAAAAUCCGAACCUGGAAAAACAAGUGUAUUGUAUGAAAUGAAUUUCAAUGAACCAAUAAUAAGAGCAAGGGUACAUCAUUUAAUGGUUAAGGAUGAAAGUGAAACAAUUUUAAUUCCUGGUACUAAAUUUCAUAUUGAAAGUAAAAAGGAAAUUAAAAGUUGUAAGGCAAAAGAAUUGGACGCUGAUGUUAGAUGUUUAAUUGUUAAAAUUUCAGCGUUGGAUAAUAAAAAUACAGUAGCUGAACGUAGACAAAAAAUUUUGGAUGAAGUUAAAGCAUUAGCACAAAGUGGAACAAAAUUUUAUUAUGAUCCACCAAAAUAGAAGUAAUUUUUUUUCUUUAUAUGGAUAACAAAAAAAAGUAUCCACAUUAGUGAUUUAUAAUUUUUGUUCGUAAAUUAUAACUUUCUGAAUGUACUAAAUAAAUACGUAUUGUGUGAAA
Leptopilina boulardi is the source of this 1797-nucleotide messenger RNA. RefSeq lists its product as uncharacterized. The record is from RefSeq and is a predicted model, not a curated record. The transcript has 2 exons. The coding region runs from base 216 to 1679 and encodes 487 amino acids. NCBI's taxonomy places the organism in Eukaryota, Metazoa, Arthropoda, Insecta, Hymenoptera, Figitidae.